Molecule: messenger RNA, 328 nt
Organism: Gloeophyllum trabeum ATCC 11539
Lineage: Eukaryota; Fungi; Basidiomycota; Agaricomycetes; Gloeophyllales; Gloeophyllaceae
Exons: 1
Coding region: 79-279 (66 amino acids)
Source: RefSeq, a predicted model, not a curated record
GGCCCCGUCGCCGCUUAUAUACGCCAAUAACUGAGUUGUCACGGAGAAUGUAACAGAAGCGGGCUUCUCCAAGCGAACAUGAGUCGAGAUUUACCCAAUGCAGCCGUGAGCGCAGCUGCCGCCUCGCAUCUGGCCAAUAACAUGGGAGGAGCAGGCCCGCCACAGUUCAUACGCCGCACGUUCUUCCUUGAUGAGACAGGGCAUCGGGCUGUCCGAGUCCUUGGUACGCCUCCUCGAGCCUUCAAGGUUACGGCAUUCCGGACGCGCCUCGCCAAAUGAUCCACCUCGCGACGGACUCCUCCAGAUGCCAAAUUUUAGGGAGCUCCCA